ACUGAUAUUUCUCUCGAGCUGCUUACUACUUGAGUAAUUAUUCAAUAAUUGUACAACAAAUUUGAUAUAUACGGGGAAAAUGCGUUAGGAUCACCAUAAGUUUGAAUUUUCACUAAGCAUGCAUCUGUCGGUCGUAGCAUAGAGGUAGCUAGAGUUAGCAUAAACUUAGCCACACAACGGAGGAAGUUAGUUAGCUUGUAGCUAACUACAGUAUAUAAAGUAGCGUUAGUUAACCUGUUUAGCGAUAGCAUUGCGUUGUUAGUAAUGUCCCGAACGUCGGUUUUAAUUUCACAGUUUAACCACUUCACGGAAUAACUCUUCUGUCUGUCGACUAAACUACCUUGAAGCGUCGUUUAACGAAAAUGGCCAAUACCGUGCUGGAGGUCGGGACGGGCGUGUUCGUCCUCGCGGUGGUUUGGAUCGCAGCUCUUGUGUUCGGGAUGAUGCUGCUGAGAGCUUCUGGAUCCGCGAAGUUGGGCGUCAUCCCCAUUUUCUUACUGGCUCUCACCAUCACUUUAGUGCUGGUGUUUUUCCCUCGCAGCCCAGAGACAGCUCCCCCAUUCAAAGAGAUAGAGAUAGUGGACACUUUGUUCAUCGGCCGCUACGUGCUGCUGGCGGUGGUAAGCGUGGUCUUUUUGCUGCUGUUCUUCAUGCUGCUCCCCUUUCAUUUCCUGGAGCCGGUGUAUGCCAAGGCCUUAAGAACACACUAGAGCUGCCAGGGUCAGAGCUGGCACCGGGACCACAUAACUGAUGUACGCAACUUAAGACAAGCAGGGCCGACAAGAGCCCCUACUGCCUCUUCAUGUGGAAACAGACUACAGAAUGCAUCCCAAACACAAACAGCAGGAGAGCCAAUCAUUUCCUCAGAAGGAAACUGUUUGUAGGUUGUUGACUGUUUCUGUACAACCAACAGAAGUGAGAUAUCCAGCAGUACGCUGGUUGUU
This is a messenger RNA of Plectropomus leopardus (leopard coralgrouper), 944 nucleotides long. NCBI's taxonomy places the organism in Eukaryota, Metazoa, Chordata, Actinopteri, Perciformes, Serranidae. The record is from RefSeq and is a predicted model, not a curated record.